Molecule: messenger RNA, 5973 nt
Organism: Paralichthys olivaceus (Japanese flounder)
Lineage: Eukaryota; Metazoa; Chordata; Actinopteri; Pleuronectiformes; Paralichthyidae
Gene: robo2
Product: roundabout, axon guidance receptor, homolog 2 (Drosophila)
Biological process (GO): cell-cell adhesion
Molecular function (GO): protein binding
Source: RefSeq, a predicted model, not a curated record
GUUCUGGGCUGCAGGCUGUGCCGGGUGCGCAGAGGCGGUGCGCUCCUAGCGGCAGCACUGUUCAAACCAAACAGACAGAAAGAGAGAAGAAGGAUGUUGAAGUGACUUGUGGCGUGACUGCACAUUUACACGUCUAUAUUCCUAAGCACAUGGGUCUUCUGGGAGCUGGUUCCCUGUGUAAUAAAACAACUUUUUGGGAGAGCGCGAGUUGGAGGCUGGCUGUGACCAUGUGUUGAACUGUGGAGAAGAUUGUUGGUUUUUUUGAAAGGUGCCAAAGACGCGUCUCAAGGAACCGAGGACAUGCGGAGAAGUCCAUAGCCUGUAGCUGCGUUUGUUUUCCAGCGUGGACUUCCAUUCCUUAUCCGAUUCCCUGUGUGGGCUUCAUCCUGCCGGAGAACUGGCACAGAUUGCGAAUGAACUCACCGGGCACAGGCGGAUAAUUGUACGCAAACACGGAGAGUUUGGUUGGAAGGUUUGCUGGAUAUUUACAGCCCGAGCAGCUCCGGGUGACCUGCGGUUCAAUGGAUCCUCUCUGUUUUUGGACAUUUAAACUGGCUGUUGUCAGUGAGUAACCUCUGCGUGUUCACGCCACAGAAACACGGAGCACACUCUGCUGUCAUUUUUUUUUUUUUGGACAUAUUAUUUUGUGCGGUGAAAUUGGAGGAUUUGUGCGCCCGCCGUGGAUGUUUAAUAUGCUAGUAUGGGUCCGCUAGCGUUCAUCCUCGUUGGUGGAUUACUGUAUUUUCAAGCUGAUGGAUCCCGUCUGCGCCAAGAGGACUCCCCACCCCGGAUUGUGGAGCACCCCUCUGACCUGAUUGUCUCCAAGGGGGAACCCGCCACUCUCAACUGUAAAGCAGAGGGGCGGCCGACCCCAACAGUGGAGUGGUACAAGGAUGGAGAGCGGGUGGAAACGGACAAAGACGACUCACGUUCUCACCGCAUGCUGCUGCCCAGCGGCUCGCUUUUCUUCCUGCGUAUCGUUCAUGGACGACGGAGCAAACCGGAUGAGGGAGCCUACGUCUGUGUGGCACGGAACUACCUGGGAGAAGCUGUCAGCCGCAAUGCAUCUUUGGAAGUAGCAUUGCUACGAGAUGACUUCAGACAAAACCCUACAGAUGUGGUGGUGGCAGCAGGAGAGCCAGCGAUCCUCGAGUGUGUUCCUCCCAGAGGCCAUCCGGAGCCCACCAUCUACUGGAAGAAGGACAAAGUGCGAAUUGAUGACAAGGAUGACAGGAUCACAAUCCGAGGAGGGAAACUAAUGAUCUCCAACACAAGAAAGAGUGACGCCGGCAUGUACAUCUGUGUGGGCACCAACAUGGUCGGAGAAAGGGACAGCGAGACUGCACAAGUCACAGUGUUUGAGCGACCAACCUUCAUCCGGAGGCCCAUCAACCAGGUGGUCCUGGAGGAGGAGACAGUGGAGUUUCGCUGCCAGGUACAAGGAGAUCCCCAACCCAAUGUACGCUGGAGGAAAGAUGAUGUUGAUGUUCCUCGUGGGAGGUAUGAGAUCAAGUAUGACAAGGAGGACUAUGUGCUGAGAGUGAAGAAGGCUUCUGUCAACGACGAGGGCAUGUUCACCUGUGUGGCAGAAAACCGCGUGGGAAAGCUGGAGGCCUCGGCCACUCUCACAGUCAGAGCUCGCCCUGUUGCUGCACCCCAGUUUGUCAUCCGUCCAAGGGACCAAAUUGUGGCUCAAGGCCGCACUGCCAGCUUCCCCUGUGAAACCAAAGGAAACCCUCAGCCUGCCGUCUUCUGGCAGAAGGAGGGAAGUCAGAAUUUGCUCUUUCCAAACCAACCCCAGCAGCCCAACAGUCGCUUCUCAGUGUCGCCCAGCGGAGACCUCACCAUCUCGUCUGUGCAGCGGACAGAUGCUGGUUACUAUAUCUGCCAGGCCCUGACCGUUGCAGGCAGCAUCCUCGCCAAGGCUCAACUGGAGGUCACAGAUGUGCUCACAGACAGACCGCCGCCCAUUAUUCGCCAAGGCCCUUCCAAUCAGACGCUUGCGGUGGACAAUGUGGCACUUUUGAAGUGCCAGGCAUCAGGAGACCCCAUCCCCUCUAUCAGCUGGCUGAAGGAUGGGGUCAGUCUGCUGGGAAAGGACCCACGCAUGUCUCUGCAGGAGCUGGGCAGCCUGCAGAUCAAAAACAUUAAGCUCUCAGACUCUGGGAUCUACACGUGUGUGGCCACCAGCUCCAGCGGUGAAACAUCAUGGAGUGCUUUCUUGGAAGUCAAAGAAUCAGGUGGAGCGAUUGUCAUUAAGAACCAUGAUGAGAAUGAGCUUCCAGGUCCACCAUCUAAACCUCAGGUCACUGAUGUCACCAAGAACAGUGUGUCCUUGUCCUGGCAGCCUGGGAUGACUGGGGCUUCACCCGUCUCAUCCUAUGUCAUUGAAGCAUUCAGUCAAUCAGUGAGCAACAGCUGGCAAACAGUAGCAGAUCAUAUCAAAACCACCCAGUUCACUGUCAAAGGUCUCCGUCCCAACACCAUCUACCUGUUCAUGGUUCGAGCCGUCAACAGCCAGGGCCUCAGUGAUCCAAGCCCCAUGUCAGAUCCUGUCAGAACACAAGAUAUAAGUCCUCCAGCUCAGGGUGUCGACCACAGGCACGUGCAGAAAGAACUUGGCGAAGUCAUAGUUCGGUUGCACAACCCAGUCGUUCUGAGUCCCACAACCAUUCAGGUCACAUGGAUGGUGGAUCGUCAGUCCCAGUUUAUCCAGGGUUACAGAGUUCUGUACAGGCAAACAUCAGGGCUGCCUUCGCCAGGACCCUGGCAGACCCAGGAUGUGAAGAUCCCUUCUGAGCGCAGCGUCAUCCUCUCCGCACUCAAGAAAGGAAUCGUGUACGAGAUCAAGGUUCGGCCUUAUUUCAACGAGUUUCAAGGCAUGGACAGUGAAUCCAGGACUGCGCGGACGACUGAGGAAGCUCCCAGUGCCCCUCCUCAGCAGGUAACAGUCCUGACUGUGGGAAACCAGAACAGCACUUCCAUUAGCAUCUCCUGGGACCCCCCUCCAUCAGACCACCAGAACGGCCUCAUACAAGAGUACAAGAUCUGGUGUUUGGGCAAUGAGACACGUUUCCAUGUAAAUAAGACCGUGGAUGCAGCCAUACGCUCUGUGGUGGUGGGUGGGCUGCAGGUGGGAGUGGUGUACAGAGUGGAAGUGGCUGCCAGCACAAGCGCGGGGGUUGGAGUCAAGAGCGAACCUCAGUCUAUCAUCAUCGGUAAGGAGUUUCGGGACGUGAUUAUACAUGGAAACCGGAACAACAGCAUCACAGAGCAGAUCACUGAUGUGGUGAAGCAGCCUGCUUUUAUCGCGGGUAUCGGUGGGGCCUGCUGGGUCAUCCUCAUGGGCUUCAGCAUCUGGCUCUACUGGAGGAGAAAGAAGAGGAAGGGACUGAGCAACUACGCAGUUCAGUCCUUCACCUUCACCCCUGCAGUGACAUUCCAGAGAGUCGAUGGCGGUCUGAUGAGCAAUGGAAGCCGGCCGGGACUGUUGAAUGCCGGUGACCCAGGCUACCCCUGGUUAGCUGACUCCUGGCCAGCCACCAGCCUGCCUGUCAACAGCAGCUCUGGGGGACCCAAUGACCUGAGUAACUUUGGGCGAGGAGAUAUCCCCACUGGUCAAGGGGAUAAGACGGGCACCAUGCUCUCUGAUGGAGCCAUCUACAGCAGCAUAGACUUCACCACCAAAGCCAACUACAACAGCGCUGGCCAAACAUCCCAGGCCACGCCCUAUGCCACUACUCAGAUUCUCCACUCCAGCAGCAUCCAUGAGCUGGCUGUAGACCUGCCUGAGGCCCAGUGGAAGGCCUCGCUCCAGGCCAAGCAGGAGAUGGCCAACCUGGGCUACUCCCUGCCCGACAAGAAUUCCUGCAACAACACCCUCCUUUUCAUUCCUGACUACCGAUUGGCCGAUGGAUUGUCUAAUAGAAUACCACACAACCAAUCACAAGAUUUCAGCACCACCAGCUCUCACAACAGCUCAGAGCGAAGCGGCAGUCUCUCAGGCGGUAAGGGAGGAAAGAAGAAGAAAACCAAGGCUGGCUCCAAACCCACCAAAGCCAAUGGCUCGAGCUGGGCUAAUGUUCCCCUGCCCCCGCCUCCUGUUCACCCGCUUCCUGGCACUGAGAUGGACCAUUAUCCCAAUGAGCACCAUGAGGGAGGAGGGUAUGAGAGUGACGGUUGGGGACCGCCCAUGCCCGUGCAGACCUAUCUUCAUCAGGGCAUGGAGGAUGAGCUGGAAGAGGAGGAGGAGCGGGUUCCCACCCCACCCAUACGAGGAGUCGCCUCUUCCCCGGCUGCUGUGUCUUUUGGACAGCAGUCCACAGCCACACUUACCCCUUCUCCUCGGGAUGAGAUGCAGCCCAUGCUCCAGGCCCAUCUGGAUGAGCUGACCAGAGUAUACCAACUGGACAUGGCAAAACAGACAUGGCACAUGCAGGGAGGCUCCCUUCCUCCUCAGGCUCCAGCUCCUCCAGUGGGCUACGUGUCGAGCACAAUGGUUUCUGACCAGGAGACUGACCUGCCGGAUGAGGAGGAGGAAGAGGAGGAAGAGGAGGACGAAGGCUAUGGAGCCAGGCAUCCCCGCGGCAUUGAGCACACACCGGGGUCGAGCAUGGACAACCUAGACAGCUCUUUAACAGGGUCCAUGGUGAAUGGGUGGGGCUCAGCCUCGGAGGAUGACCGUUAUUUCUCCAGCCAUAGGUCCAGUUUGGGCAGUUCAUCUGAUGGCUCCAUCUUUACCCACUGCAGCUUUGCCCAGGCCCUAGUGGCUGCUGCAGACAAGGCAGGCUACCGCCUGGAGGGCACUAGCCUCAGCAAGAGAGGUAAAGGCUUGCCCCACAGGCCCCGGCCCAGCAGUCCGUUCUCAACAGAUGGCAGCACAGUCGGCACACACAGCUUGGGCCACCAGAGGGCCACCAGACCCACACGCAAGCCCCGAAGCCAGGGCACAGCACCCCACCGGAGAGACGCUGGUGCAGACGACCUACCUCCUCCACCUGAGCCUCCUCCCUGUCAGGGGCAGAGCCGUAUCCAGGGGGCCCGCAGCGUAAGCAGCAUGGUGCCCCCUACAGAUCGGAAGGCUUCUUCUCUGGAGCGUCCGCCAUUGUCAGGACCCCUGUCUGGGCCAGAGGACAUGAAGAGCUCCAUUGACAGACAGACACGCACUUCUCUGGAACAUUAUCGCCAGGCUCAAGACAGGCUGGGCUCCAUGGACCGGGCUGAGGAUGGACGCAGGGGACACAAAACAGAGGAAGGGUGCCUGCCAUACAGUAAACCAUCGUUUCCCUCCCCUGGUGGGCACAGCUCCUCCGGCACAGCCUCCUCCAAGGGCUCGACAGGGCCACGGAAGACCGAGGGUCCACGACAGCCACAACAAUGGACCGCCACAGAGCACGCUGAAUUCCUUGGGACCAAUGGACAGGGACAGUACUCGGGGGAGUUAUAGUGAUCUGCCUGGGAUGUAAAACUGGAGGAAACUCAGUCUGUCCACGAAAGAAUGACGCCCUCCUUGUUGGGGCAACGAACUUUGUCCUCACCUGUGUGUUCUCAGAGGGAAGGAGUGCAGCCGAGGGACCGACAGAGAAAAGCAGUGUCACAGAACUGUAAAUGUGAUGUAUAGACACAGACAUACUGUACAUCUCACUAUGUUUUCGUCCUCAAGAAAAUAUUUUCCACCUCCUACCUUACUUUGAUUUUCUUUUUGUUAGAAAAAGGCAAGUUUAACAAAAAAAAAAAAAGAAAACAUAUAUGAGAACAAAUUUUCUGAUAACUGCCCUUGCAAAAGAGGGAAUUCUGUUUCCUGUAAAUAUAUUCUGUCACUUGUUGUUGCAUUGCUAUGCAAGCCUAAUUCAGUUUGAGCUUUUUAUUUCCAUAUACAGGAACAGUUGGUUUUAUCUGGUUAUUUGUAUUAUAUGUGAAUUGCGUGGCUGCCGUGCCAUAAAAUAAUUGUUUUAUAAUCCAUUGUUUGUUAAU